AUGCUCUCGCGGACGUUCGCUAGCAGGGGUCUGCUUGCACGCGGGCCGGUCAAGAGCUUCUCGCGGAGCUUGCUCACCAAAGCCCACGACCGAGGUCCUACAGAGCCGCCGCUCUUCGAAGGAACCGUCCCCGAACACUUCGCAUCGAUCGUCUCGCAGCAUGGCGACAGAACCGCGGUUAUAUCGCGGCAUCAACAGACACAGUUGACGUAUGAGGAGCUCGACCAAAAGUCUAAUGCUCUCGCUCGAGGACUGCAAGAUAUUGGUGUGAAGAAGGGCGAUCGCGUGUCAGUGUCGCUGGGCAACAACAUCGAGUUCGCGGUGGCUACAUAUGCGAUCUUCAAAUUGGGUGCGAUUUUGAAUCCUCUCAACCCUUCUUUCAACGCGACACAGGUUGUCAGCGCAUUGAACCACUUGGAGACUUCACACUUGAUCAUUGGAACGGAAACACACCUCAUUCGAAAGGACCCAAGGAGCAAUGUGGAGAUUUUAAAACACAUUGCACCAGGCAUUGCAAAGGGCAAGCUCGAAUCCGAGCUGGUUCGCUCACUAAAAGAAGUCGUGCUCGUGGAUAACUCCCGCGGAAGAGUAGACCUCGACCAACUCGGCGCAACAACACCCUUCGAAGCGAUCCAAUCCGCGUCCGCCCAAUCCAUCUCCUACGACAACCUCCACAAAGAUGACAUUGUCAAUAUCCAAUUCACCAGCGGCACGACCUCCAUGCCCAAAGCCGCCUGCCUCUCCCACCGCUCUAUCCUCAACAAUGGGCUUCAGAUCGGCGACCGCAUGCUCCUCACACCCAAAGACGUGGUCGUCUGCCCUCCACCUCUCUUCCACUGUUUCGGUUGUAUCCUCGGCUACAUGGCGACGGCAACCCACGGCUCAGCCAUCGUCUUCCCAACCGAAGCCUUCGAUCCUCUCGCGGCGCUGAAAGCCGUGCAAGACUACCAAGGCACGGCCCUCUACGGCGUAGCAACCAUGUUCCUCGCGGAACUCGAACUCCUCGCCAACGGUACAGUUCCCCACGAAGGCUUCCAACACCUCCGCACCGGGAUCGCUGCGGGCAGUAGUGUUCCCGCGGAACUGAUGCGGAAACUGCACAAGACGCUCAACCUCAAUGAACUCACCAUCUGCUACGGCAUGACGGAGACCAGUCCCGUGAGCGUCAUGACACGGACCGACGACCCGUUGCAGAAACGGAUCGAUACAGUGGGCAGACUACAGCCGCAUGUGGAAGCCAAAGUCGUGGAUCCAUUCGACCACGGCAAAACGCUGAAUGUCGGCGACCGAGGCGAGCUGGCAGUGAGUGGGUAUCUGGUGAUGAAGGAGUACUGGGGUGAUCCGGCCAAGACGGCAGAAGUCAUGAUUCCGGACGUGGAAGAUCCGGAGAAGAUUUGGAUGCUAACGGGCGAUGAGGCGAGUAUGGACGAGGAAGGAUAUGUGUCCAUUACUGGACGGAUCAAGGACAUCAUCAUCCGCGGCGGCGAAAACAUCCACCCGCUCGAAGUAGAAAACUGCCUCCUCGCGCACGAAAGCAUCAACAACGUCAGCGUCGUCGGACUGCCGGACGAGAAGUACGGCGAAGUCGUGGCGGCAUUUGUUAUAAAACAUGAAGGAAAGGAGAUUACAGCGAAGGAGGUGCGGGAUUGGGUAAGGGAGGGACUGAGUGGACACCUUGUUCCGAAGUAUGUCUUUUGGGUGGGCGAUUAUCCCAAGACGGCGUCAGGGAAGAUUCAAAAGUUCAAGUUGCAGGAGGAUGGGAAGCAAUUGUUGAAAGAGGGAUUGGGAUUGGAGUGA
This is a messenger RNA of Zymoseptoria tritici IPO323, 1797 nucleotides long. RefSeq lists its product as uncharacterized. The record is from RefSeq and is a predicted model, not a curated record. The transcript has 5 exons. Lineage: Eukaryota; Fungi; Ascomycota; Dothideomycetes; Mycosphaerellales; Mycosphaerellaceae. Gene Ontology annotation, molecular function: medium-chain fatty acid-CoA ligase activity. Gene Ontology annotation, biological process: fatty acid metabolic process. Bases 1 to 1797 code for a protein of 598 amino acids.